Messenger RNA from Vidua chalybeata, 2039 nucleotides. RefSeq names its product spermatogenesis associated 18 (gene SPATA18). Gene Ontology annotation, cellular component: mitochondrial outer membrane. The record is from RefSeq and is a predicted model, not a curated record. Gene Ontology annotation, biological process: mitochondrial protein catabolic process; mitophagy by internal vacuole formation. The transcript has 12 exons. NCBI's taxonomy places the organism in Eukaryota, Metazoa, Chordata, Aves, Passeriformes, Viduidae. The coding region runs from base 223 to 1923 and encodes 566 amino acids.
GCCGCGGGCCGUCCACGCGCCCCGCGAGGCCCCGCGCCGCUCCCCCAUUACCGUGGCACCGCCAUCGCCGCGCCAGCCGGUACGACACCACCGCGGCUGUAGAGACCCUCGGACGCGGCCCAGCCCAGGGAAAGGGCCCGGGCUGGCAUUACCAUCUCUGUUACACCUGCGCCGCCCGAAGAGCACUCCCGGAGGGACAGCGGAGCGAACUGACAUCUAGCCAUGGCCAAGGACUUAAAGAGCCUGGUGGGCGCGGGAAGCGUCCGGGAGCUGCAGCAGAAGCUGGAGAGCUGGCAGCAGAACUACGAGAUGAAUUCUGCUGGUGAAAAUCUGAGCCGAUGCUGUGAAAUACUAGAACUGAACACUGCAAUUCAAAAGCAGCUCUUCUCAAUUCUCAAUGAAACAUCUCAAGGAGAUGAAUGUGCAGCAAAAAUAAAAAGCUGUCUCCUGCCAAGCGUAUGCUGUGCUGCUUCAGGAAGUGACAACCUCACUCAGGAUUCAGCCGAAGGAGAGCUACAGCUGAGAGAUUUGGCCUGCAAACCAAAAUGUGAACUGCAAGACCUGGAGGACAAACUAAGUGAAACUUGUGUGCAGAUCAACCAGAUGGAACGAGAUCUGAAGGCUUCCCGUAUUGAACAAUGCAGCUUAAGGAGGUUACAGCAACUGGACAACUAUGAGCAGAAGAUUGAAAAAUUGCGGGAUGAGAUUGCUAUGCUGGAUUGCAGAAAGUCUGUUAUCCAGAGCAGGCUUGCACGGACCUGCUCUCCUUCGCCGUGCCGUCUGAGGCGCUGUGUCUCUCCCCCGCCGUGCCGUCUGAGGAGCUGUAUCUCUCCUCCACCGUGCCGUCUGAGGCGCUGUGUCUCUCCUCCACCGUGCCGUCUGAGGAGCUGUGUCUCUCCUCCGCCUUGCCGUUUGAGGCCCUGUGUCUCUCCUCCGCCGUGCCGUGCGAGGCCCUGCUCUCCUCCGCCGUGCCGUGCGAGGCCCUGCUCUCCUCCGCCGUGCCGUGCGAGACCCUGCUCUCCUCCGCCGUGCCCUGUGAGGCCCUGUGUCUCUCCGUGCCCUGUGAGGCCCUGUGUCUCUCCUCCGCCAUGCCGUAUGAGGCCCUGUAUCUCUCCUCCGCCGUGCCGUGUGAGGCCCUGUGUCCGUCCUCCCAAGUGCCGUGCCCUUUGCGUGAGGCCCUGCUCACCUCUCCGGUUCAGGCGGGGCAGCGCUUCACACCGCGCCUGCCUCAUAGCUCGCUUUAACUUCAUUUAUGCUAAAGAGCGCUUGGAGGCAGAGGCCGCCUUGAAGCGAUACUUCUGUGACUCGGAGACGGUGCAGAAGAUAAUAUACAUUGCAGCUGUGGAAUCUUUCCGUGCGGCAAAGACGGCCUUCUGGAAGGUCAAAAUAAAUGUAAAAGACACUUUGGCUGUAUGUCACCGAGGGGGACCUUCGUCACUUGAAGUUGCUGUCCUGGAUUAUAUAGCUUGCCACAAGGAUCUGUAUGACGUUUGUUCCAGUGUCCAUGAAGUAGUUUGCGCCAUGAACAAGAACCCAAAGCUUCCAUGUCCAGGACAAGUUGAUAUCGUCGUGAUCAGCGCUUUGAUUCGAGAGUUGUGCUGUUUGGCUUUUUCAAUGCAGACACUCAUUCCUCCUCUUGAUAUUGCCUUUGGUAUUGAUGGAGAAUGCUUCAAUAAGAACAUGUACUACCGUAGCUUUGACUCGGAUUUCACAGCUCCCUUUGUGGCCUAUCACGUGUGGCCUGCUCUGAUAGAAGAUGGUACAGUAAUUGUGAAGGGAGAGGUAGUCACUAAAAAAAUGGUUACGUGUCCUCGCAGAUGCAGAAUUAGAAGCAGAAGCUGCAGCUGUGGCCGUCCUCUGCUGUGUGGUCAAGUGCCUCGAAGCCGCAGUCUUUCAACAGUGAGAGUCAAAAGGCGCUGCUAACUGAACAUCUUCCUGCAGUGCAGUACAUCUGGAUUCAACAACUUUGCUGGUGCCAUUUCUCUUCAGAAAUACCUCAAAUCUCUCAAUAAUGCGAAUGGCAAUUGUCACUCCAAAUA